AUCAAAAAGGCGCGUUAGUCAAACACUCGGGAUCCGUAGUGAGUCGACAGUGCGUCCAUAUGUGUGGUAAAUUAACCUCUAAACGAUGAAUGGGAGACCGAAUAUCGCCGACAUGGAUUACAAUAUGAUGACAACCAGUCGAGAUUACACAAAGGACGUUCAGUUUAAAUUUCUUAUAAUUGGGGACUUCGGAGUUGGAAAAACUGCCAUCGUACGACGUUAUGUUGACGGUAGAUUUUCGUCCAAAUACAAAAUAACGAUCGGAGCAGACUUCGCACUGAAACACAUCACGAGGGACGAAACACACAUUAAGCUUCAGAUUUGGGACAUUGCAGGUAACGAAAGAUUCGGCUACAUGACAAGAGUUUACUUCAAAUACGCAGUCGCAGCUGUUGUUGUAUUUGACCUCACGAGGAGCACUACAAUUCAAUCAGCAAGUAAGUGGCUGCGCGAUCUGCGAGAGAAGGUGACACUCAGCGAUGGAACGGCCGUCCCUGUAGUACUGCUAGCCAACAAGUGUGACAUCUACAACAGUUCUCUUCCCACAGAUUCCAUUAAUAAGCUCUGCAAGGAGUAUCGGAUAGACGCCUGGUUCGCUACUUCUGCGAAGGAUAACGUCAACAUAGAUCAGGCGUUUAACUUUUUAAUAGAUCGGUCUCUCCAAGUGACCAACUGCGAACCAACUAGGGAAGGCAUUGCUCUGGAUGAGAAGUCCAUCUUCAACAAGAAUAUAUACAAGAAUCAAGGCUGUUGCAAAAUAUUAUAGUGUUCAAGUUGUCAAAAUGAACUUUAAUCUAGUCAUUCCUUUGGAAACGUGUUUUUAAAACUGCUCAUAUUAUUUUUAAAUGCGUGAAAUAAAUCAAUAAAAUACCACGGUGUUAUAAAAAUGGUUAUAUAAAUAUUAAUAACACUUUUGUCAGCUCAUAUUAAAAUGACAAAUUUUGGCAUGUGAUCGUACAUUUUAACUCAAACAAAAAGAGCAGACGUUUUGUGUUGUGACGUUUUUGUACUCCUAUGAAAAAUGUUUCAUGAAUAAAUAUUUUAUUCCAUGAU
This is a messenger RNA of Homalodisca vitripennis (glassy-winged sharpshooter), 1053 nucleotides long. Its product is annotated as ras-related protein Rab-32-like. The record is from RefSeq and is a predicted model, not a curated record. Gene Ontology annotation, molecular function: GTP binding; GTPase activity. NCBI's taxonomy places the organism in Eukaryota, Metazoa, Arthropoda, Insecta, Hemiptera, Cicadellidae. Bases 86 to 766 code for a protein of 226 amino acids. The transcript is spliced from 7 exons.